UUCCUUAAACAAAACCCAGAAAACACAGUAAAGACGAAAGAACAUUGCAAUCUUGUGUUUGUUCAUUGUUCUUGUUAGGGUUUCGCCAUGGAAGAAAGCCCUCGAGCUAGCAGAAAGCGAAGCCAUCCCUUUUCUUCUUCUUCUCCUUCUCCUCCACCUACCAAGCGCCCCAAUUUCCCUUCCUUCCAAGACAUCCCCAACCUUCCUUCCAACAUCAAAUCCCUCUGUCACCUCAUUGCCACUACCUCCGCCGCCGCCAUCGAGCACGCCCUCGAAGGCGCCGCAGUCGUCAUCACCCCUCACGACGUCGAGGAAGUCCUCAGACUCUCCUACGGCUUCCCAGGCCAGGCCGUCAAAUUCUUCCGGUGGAGCGGCCGCCAACUCCACAACAACCACACUCCUUAUUCCUGGAACCUCGUGGUCGACCUCUUGGGCAAGAAUCGCUUCUUCGACGCGAUGUGGGACGCUAUUAAGUCAAUGCAGAAAGAAGGGCUACUCUCGCUGGCCACGUUUGCCUCUGUCUUCGAGAGCUAUGUCAUCGUCAACAGAACCCGGGAAGCGAUUAUGGCUUUUGAGGUUAUGGAGAAUUACGGUUGUGUGAGGGACGUGAUUGCUUUGAACUCAUUGUUGAGUGCAAUUUGUAGGGAUGGUAGGACAGUUGAUGCUUGUGAUUACUUGCAGAUUGCAAAGAAAUUUGUCCGGCCGGAUGCCGAUUCUUACGCGAUUUUGAUGGAAGGAUGGGAGGGAGAAGGAGAUAAGGGUGUGUUUGGUGCGAAGGAGACUUUUGCUGAGAUGGUGAUUGAGAUUGGAUGGGAUCCUGCCAAUGUGCCUGCUUAUGAUUCAUUCCUGUGUGCCCUUGUUAGAGGGCCUGAUGGAUUGCUAGAGGCUAUUAAGUUUGUUGAUUCAAUGAGGGAUAGGAGGUGUUACCCUGGUGUGAGGUUCUUGAAGGUUGCAUUGGAUGAGUGUAUCAAGUUUCAUGAUGCUAGGACUGCAAAGUUUUUCUGGGAGGUGUUGGUGGAGGUGGGGAGGGUGUUGCAACCCACCACGGAGAUGUACAAUUUGAUGAUUGCUUUGUUUUGUUAUUGUGGUGAUACUGAUGAUGCGAGGAGGAUGCUUGAUGAAAUGGUUUUCCGAGGGGCCUUUCCUGAUGUGGCGACUUAUAAUUUGCUGUUUAAGUUCUUGAUCAAGGGGAGGAAAUUGAGAGAGGCGUCUGCAGUGUUUGCUGAGAUGGUGAAGAACGAGUUUGUGCCGGAUCAGGAUAACUGUGAUGCGGCGGUUAAGGUAUAUGUGCAUGGUGGGGAGCCUCUUUUGGCGAUGAAGGUUUGGAAGUGUUUGGUUGAGAAUUAUCAGAGUGAUUUGGAGCGGACAGCGAAUUUUCUGGUUGUGGGGCUUCGUGAUUUGAAUAGGGUUCCGGAGGCGGUUAAGUAUGCUGAGGAUAUGAUUGGAAGAGGAAUCAGGUUGUCCUCUUCCACACUGUCAAAACUGAGACAAACCCUUGUCAAGGAAAGAAAGGAAUUUGUGUAUGAAGAACUUUUGAGAAAGUGCAAUUCUCAAUAAGUGCUAUGGAAUUUACUAAAAUUGUGUAGUUUAAUGUUAGUACCAAAGUUGAAAGUUUGGCUUUAUCUGCCAUAGAGAGGGAAAUUUUGAAGUGGUUAUUUAAGGUGAUGCUUUGAUUAUGCUGAGCAAGUUGUUGGCUAUGGCAUGUAUCAGCUUUGUAUAUUGUUACUGCAAAAGAUCCUCGUAGAAUUGCUUUAUAAGGUUAGAGUGGAUGAAGUUCAUAUAGUUUUUUUGUUUCUGGUAAAUAUUAUAAAAGAAAAAGGCUUUAUC
Messenger RNA from Vigna angularis (adzuki bean), 1827 nucleotides. Its product is annotated as pentatricopeptide repeat-containing protein At1g77360, mitochondrial. NCBI's taxonomy places the organism in Eukaryota, Viridiplantae, Streptophyta, Magnoliopsida, Fabales, Fabaceae. The record is from RefSeq and is a predicted model, not a curated record. Bases 88 to 1557 code for a protein of 489 amino acids. Gene Ontology annotation, molecular function: protein binding. The transcript has a single exon.